AUGGGCGGCGCGACCCCGUCGGCAGCAGCAGCGGCGGCGAGUGGGUCCCCCCAGCACAACGUGCGCGUGCCGAACGGAUGUUGCCUCAACUGCGUGAGGGGCCACCGGCUGUCGCCCGACGACCCGUCAGUGAAGCACGCGUUGAAGGACUGCCCGCGGGAUCGCAUGCUCAAAUGCCCCAACACCAGGUGCGGCGGGGUGCACUCGGCGAGUGAGUGUCCGCUGAAGGCCAACACGUAG
Molecule: messenger RNA, 240 nt
Organism: Vitrella brassicaformis
Lineage: Eukaryota; Vitrellaceae
Source: the annotation of a GenBank genome assembly